This is a messenger RNA of Cuculus canorus (common cuckoo), 6307 nucleotides long. RefSeq names its product patatin like phospholipase domain containing 2 (gene PNPLA2). Gene Ontology annotation, cellular component: membrane; cytoplasm; lipid droplet. The transcript has 9 exons. Bases 43 to 1488 code for a protein of 481 amino acids. Gene Ontology annotation, molecular function: triacylglycerol lipase activity. Gene Ontology annotation, biological process: lipid homeostasis; triglyceride catabolic process; positive regulation of triglyceride catabolic process. Lineage: Eukaryota; Metazoa; Chordata; Aves; Cuculiformes; Cuculidae. The record is from RefSeq and is a predicted model, not a curated record.
UGCAGCGCAGUUUGUGUUUGCGUCGUGGUGGCCGGCAGAGCUAUGUUCCCCCUGGACUCCCCCUGGAACAUCUCCUUCGCGGGCUGCGGCUUUUUGGGCGUCUACCACAUCGGCGUGGCCAGCUGCCUGCAGGAGCACGCGCCCUUCCUCGUCGCCAACGCCAGGAAGGUGUACGGCGCCUCGGCCGGGGCGCUCACCGCCACCGCGCUUGUCAGCGGCGCCUGUCUCGGUGAGGCUGGUGCCAGCAUUAUUAGAGUAUCAAAAGAAGCCCGGAAGAGGUUCUUGGGCCCACUCCACCCUUCUUUCAAUUUAGUGAAGACCAUUCGGAUCUGCCUGUCCAAGACUGUGCCAGAGAAUGGGCAUGAGGUUGCUGCAGGACGUUUGGGUAUUUCGCUGACACGGGUCUCUGAUGGAGAAAAUGUCAUACUGUCAGACUUCAAUUCCAAGGAGGAGCUGAUCCAGGCCUGCGUCUGUAGCACCUUUAUCCCUGUCUACUGUGGGCUGAUACCUCCAACCUUGCGUGGAGUGAGAUACGUUGAUGGAGGGAUUUCUGACAACUUGCCGCGAUAUGAGCUCAAGAACACAAUCACAGUGUCUCCAUUCUCAGGAGAGAGCGAUAUUUGUCCACGAGACAGUUCUACAAAUAUGCAUGAACUGAGAGUCACCAACACAAGCAUCCAGUUCAACCUUCGCAACCUUUACCGCCUCUCAAAGGCCCUGUUUCCUCCAGAGCCACAGGUGCUGCGGGAUAUGUGCAAGCAGGGCUAUCGGGAUGCACUGUACUUCCUGAAAAAGAAUGGUCUCCUGCAUCGUCCAAGUCCUGCCCGUCCACUCCUUGCCAUAGAAGCCCCCCCAGGAGAGAAGAAAGAAGAAGAAACAGAAGCUGAGGACCAACUAGAGGACAAUACUGCCCUUGCUGUUGUUGAAGAGCACAUCUUUGAACACUUGCCUCCCAGACUGAAUCAAGCUCUUCUGGAGGCUUGUGCUGAAAGAAGAAGUUUCUUGACUGGCAUCACCAACAUGCUGCCUAUACGUGUGGCCACAGCCAUGAUGGUCCCCUAUAUGCUGCCUCUGGAGUCUGCAGUUUCAUUCACUGUCAGGUUGCUGGAAUGGCUCCCAGAUAUUCCGGAGGAUAUUAGAUGGAUGAGGGAGCAGAUGACCGAAAUCUGCAACUAUCUUGUGAAGAAAGCCAAGAAGAAACUAGGCAGCCAUCUCUCAGCCAGGCUUUAUUAUCACCUUGAGCUUGGAGGGCCACAGAGCCUGCCAAUUUCUUCUGCACCAGCUUGUGGUGAAGCGCUGCCCAUGUGGAUGAGAAGCAACCGUUCUGUUUCCGAUGUCAUGAUGAAGUGGGAGGAGUACCAGCGGCAGCUCAUGCUGGGCUUACUCUGCAUCAAUGUGGACAUGCAGGCCUCCCUCUUCCCUCGGGAAGGGUUUCAGAUAAAGCUUCCACCUCUAGACUGUGCAAAAGAGUGCCUGCCACUCUUCUGAGCCUGCUGCUGUAAGGGGAUGAGGGUGGGUGUGAAGGGAAGCAGACAUAGCGUGGGACCAGUCUCAUCCUUCAGCAGCAGGCUGCCCUGUGCUUAUGAAUAUGCUGCAAAGGGGAUUUCCCCAGGAUGGAGACUGGUGAAUUUGACCAUAGCCGUUUCUUGACCACUGGGCCAGGCAAGGGCACUCUGUGUUCAAAGACACAUGUGGGCUGAUAACUUGCUCUAGACUUGUGUUGAGGCUUGACCAUUGUCAGUGGCCAGGCUGAUGCUGACCCAGCUGGGCUCUCCCAAAUAAUGCACUUUGCAUUGCCGUUGGCUUUUUACCACCAAAUAAUCAGGACAUAGAUGACACUUUGGAGUUCAUACAGCUCUUAGCUUCUUUUCUUUUUAAAGCAUGAGUCUUGUUUUCUCUGAAGUAAUCUAAUAUCUCUUAGCUCUGUAGCUCUGUGCUACUGAAAGAUGAAGUAGCCUCUUGCCAAAUUUUUCUUAUGGCUUCCAAAUCUCCUCUUGACUUUCUUCUUUGCUGAAGCCACAUCCUUUCCUCUGUCCCUUAACUGCACCCCCAUGGGAAACCAGAGCUGGCCCUGUUGCAGACUGCACUGGGACUGCAGAUGUGUAGAAAAUGUAUGUAUUUAUCCUGAUUCAUGUUAUUGUGGUAUCUCUUCUUGAGUUUUGUCUUUGUGGAACUGCUGCAGCUUGAACUUGGAGUGCUAAGUAAGUCAUUGAGCUUAUUCUAAAGAAGUAAUUUUGACAGAUUUUUUUUUCCAGGGAAACAUGUUGAAUUUGAGGCUGGAAAUAGCCAGCUAAUGGAAUUAGUGUGGCGUUGCCCUGGAAAAGCUCUGCCUGACUGUCUUGUUGUCAGCUUAGCAGCUGAAGCAAUGUGAAGUACUUAUAGGGAGGUGAAAUUGUGCAGAGCAUGUUAGUUUGAGUGGCUUGGGUGGAGUGUCACAGUAGGUGCUGGGGAAGCAGCUGGCUCUGUCAGAGGUUGGGCUUUGCUCCUUAAGGGACUGUAUGGCUCAAGGAAAUUCCAUGUGGGUGAUACAGAAGGGAUCUCCUGCCAGACUGGGACUUGGCUCCAUCCUUUGCUCCAAAGAGUUGGGACAUUGAGGCUUUGGAGUAAGAAGGAUUUAGGUUUGUAGCUAAACCAGCCUCACAGUUUACCUGUCUCACAAUGUGGCUUACAAGUACAGCUCUGCACCUGGAAACAGUAGAAGCGUGAGAGGUGGAAGUGAAGUUAGUGGUGCACAUGCAGCCUGUUUGGAACUGGCUGCUUGCUUGGAACUGUCUUCUCGUAAAAGACCAGAGCUAAUGGGUCUGCAGCAGGGCAGGACACUGCCUUUUCAGUGGUGGUCUGGUUGUGACUCGCUGCGCAGAAGCGUGAACUCGGCUCUUCCCAGGGCUUCCUGUGAGGAUUGCACAUACUUAAGUCUUAAUACUAUGACACAAACCCAGUUCCUGGCAUCUCUUUCUACAGUAUGUCUGGCUGCAUGAGGGCUCUUCCAACUCUUCUAUGCCAAACAGUAUGUAACUGGCCAAAGCAAAUGUAAGCUGGGGAGUUUUUGUCUUCGCUAGGGAGCCGGACAGGGUAUCUGAAGAUGAUUUACAUAGCUUAUACAUGGAAUAGUGAUUUAUAAUACUCUUUUGCACCUUAGGAAAGGGAAAAUAGCCCCCAAAGUUCUACUAAUAGCUGGAGAAAGUAGUGGAUCUGCUUGAUCACAUCUGCAUGAGCCAUGGUGAUGGGUGCUGUUUCCUACCAGCACAAUUGUGCACUGGGUGUGGGUUUGAAUGUUUGUGGUGGAGACUGUGAUAAGCAUCAGGACUUUUCUGCAGUGGCUGUUGCAGGCUGAGAGGUAAGACUGGGCAGCUGUGGUGCCAGCCGACUGCCCAGGAGAUGCCAGUGCAAAUACCGACUUAAACGUAUCGCUCCACUGACCUUGCUGGCUGUAACCCAAUAAGUGCCUGCACAGCUUAUGUAGCGGGCCUACAUUUAUGCAGUCAGCUUUAGUCUUAAAUUUCACAUGGUUAAGGCAAUUAGGGAAAAGAGAUGUCGCUACAGGAAGAGAAAAAAAAAUUAGAGGGUUCUGAAAGCAGAAUAGGAAUAUCGGGUUAUAAAACAAGUCAAACUUGUGGUUUUUGCAAGCCUGUGGAAAAAGCUUACUGCUAGAUGAAUCCAACUCUAAUCAAAGUGAACCAGCAACAAGCCAGCGUCAGUUGGUAGGAGCAGGAUGAAUUUGAAAAUUAGAAUUGCAGUCCAUGUCCAGUUGUCCUCAUAACAUCCACUUCAACUCUGCAAGAGUCCCAACCCUUGCCACUUAUACUGUUUCACAUAAAGCUUAAGCUUAAUUCCUCAUGUUAUGACACAAAACCAGCUCCUGAUAUUUUUUCUUUGAUAAAAGAUUUUGUGAUUUAGUGUGGGAUUUUAUUGCCAUUGCUUUGGGCUACCUUCUUUGCGGGAGUGGCAUAGGAACAGCUUUGUUUGCCAGAUACAUAUCUUUUGUCCCUAAUGCACACAGAGCAAUUGGCAAGAACAUACAGAUAUUUAGUGUAAAAUGCUGCGCUUAGAAGCAGUUGCCCUUUUGACUCUGCCUUGUUUGUAUUAGUAUAUGGGUGGGAAAAUGAUGCAACUAUUUUUUUAUCCCUUCUUCCUGCACUGGUAAAACCACUGAGUGGUUAAGUAAACCACUAAACUAUGAAACAAAACUCUCUUGGCAUCAGAGUGCCCUAAGAAGCUCCAGCUUGGCAUCCUUAUCCCUUCGAUCUCUGUUCUCCUCCUUACAUCAGAACUGACUGGGCUGGUGCUGCUGUCUUCCAGUGCUCUGGUCCAGAAGGCUUUCUGGUUCUGGUCCAUGCAUUUCAAGAGACUAACUGCUGUGCUUGGUAAAAGGCUUGAGUUUCAUUCUGUGUUUCAUCUCAUCUGUAUUUAGUUUGUUAUGCUAACCUCUGAAAGAGUAGGGUUUGUCCACUUUAAACUGUAACCACAAACCAAAACCUGGCUUUAUAUUUAAAGGUCUUACCUCUUCAGGGAGGAAACUCCUGUUUUCCCUAUGCUAAUAUGCAGGGUGUGAAUGGAUACUGGGAAAGUACCACUCUUUAAUACCCUUUCUUUACCUGUGUGUAUUCCCUAAGUGAUGCAAUGGCUGUUGUAUGAUAACUUGUUGACUCUAUAGAUCUAAGCUUUGAUAAAGAAACUGCAGAUCUGUCAAAAAUACUCAAACUAUUGAUAGCAACUAGUCCCUUCAGCAAAAUGUGGUUGGGCAGCCCAGCAGGUAUUUGCCACGACCUGUCUGCUCUCCAGUAUGUGGUGGCUGGGAGAUCAAGUUCUUGGACCAAAAGUCCAUCUUGCGGUCCAUCUCCAAUUGCCCUUAUGACAUCUGCUUCAGCUCUGCAAGAGUCCCAACCAUUGUCACUUCCACUGUUUCACAUAAAGGGUCUGUGCAUUCUACUUUGAUGCUUUUAACAAGACUAAUGGUGAGCCUGUGCAUCUAAUCAGCCUCUAGCCUAUAUAAUGCUCUAGAGUUGGUUUAUGUUGCGUACAACAGUUUGUAUCCAUGGCAUACUCUGUAAGCCACUAGGUGUGUGAUAUGUUGGGUUUUUGGUUUGCUGCCUACCCUACUGAUAAUACUGUUGGCAAGCUGAAUUUCAAGGCAUAAGAGGAAAUACUUCAUUUCUGACCACUGUAGGACCUAGGAAUUGUCUUCUCAUGGCUUUUUGGAGGGCUGUGUACAUCCAACAUUUAGACCAGAGAAUAAAAGGUCUGCUGAUUGCUGGCACUGGGGUGUCCCUAGUAUUUAUUGUACAUUUCUCAGUGUUUUUGUCUAUUUAAAAAAAAAAACAAACACAAAAAAACUAGUAAAUUCCCUCCUUCCUCUGGUAGAAGAGAUCUCACUUUUGCCAAAUUGGUUGUGGGAGAAAUACCCGAAACCGUAUGUUUCCCUUAGGGGUCCAUUUCUGCUAAAUGCACACUAGAUGUGGUGGGUGGCAAAGCUGAGCACUGCCAAAGUCAGAGGGCCUUACCAACAGUUUUCUUAAGCUUUUUCUUUGUCUUCCCCUUAAAUCAGUGAGAGAAUGGAUCACCUCAGCUGGCUGCCUUGUCAGGCAGUUCAUUUGUGCCAAACACCCUGUGCCUUGACAGUGGGUCCUGGCUGGCCUGCCCACCUCCAUGUCCCUGUGGUGUCUGCCCUUCUGAAUGCAGCAGUACUUCCUCCCCGCUCCUCUUCCUCCUUCCCCUGGCCUCCUGUUGGGACAUUGCUCAGUUUCCAGUCUGCAGGUAGCUCCACUAGGACAGUCUCUUAACUGUGUUCACUGUGUGGAUCCACAUCAGCCUUCCUGCACAGGGUAGAGAAACCCCUAGUUCCAAACAGGAGACUCAGAAAUGUAACUUUUGAAAUAAAUACCUCUGUCUUAUUUUUUUUUCUUGCUCUUGAUAACAGUAUCUGAAGCAGCACUUUGAGCUUUGUGUCAUGGGAUUCUACUACUGUCACUGAGUUUGAGAAGACCCUUAAGCACACAACCCACAUGGAGAUCCUGUGGAAAUCGCUGAUGUCAGAGCAGCAACUAGACCAGCAAUAGCAUAUGCAAGUUAUGUAUUUACACAGCAAUGUCACUAAGUAGUGUUCACAGUCACUUUAAAAGUUCAGUAUUAAAUAAUUGUUCAUGCUUUUUUUUCUGUUUCUAUUUUCUAAUGUUUUGCUGAAGAAAAUGUAACUAUUUAUUUUGGCAGAAGUAUACCUUUUAAUAAAAACUUUCUCAAUGUAUUUACCUGACUCUGGUAGGUUGCUUGCCUUGCCAUUUAAAGGUUAAUUAAAUAUUUUUGAAAGCGC